This is a messenger RNA of Pseudonaja textilis, 4559 nucleotides long. RefSeq names its product NPC1 like intracellular cholesterol transporter 1 (gene NPC1L1). Gene Ontology annotation, cellular component: plasma membrane. NCBI's taxonomy places the organism in Eukaryota, Metazoa, Chordata, Lepidosauria, Squamata, Elapidae. The record is from RefSeq and is a predicted model, not a curated record. Gene Ontology annotation, biological process: intestinal cholesterol absorption; cholesterol homeostasis; sterol transport. Gene Ontology annotation, molecular function: cholesterol binding; lipid carrier activity.
GAGGAGCGAGCGUGCGCUUUGGCACUCCCUUUUCUCCGAGGAGCCCUGCCGGUAGCCCAGACUUGCCAGGAUGCUGCGGGUGGCCCUGUUUGCCGUAGUGGUGCUCAGCACCAGUCUGGACCUGAGGACCGAGGCUGCCGCCUUGACCGAAAUCCACCGGGCAGGAUACUGUGCCGCCUAUGGUGAAUGUGGCCUGAAUCCUGAACUUGGAACCGGACAACUCCCGCACAAAGUGCCCUGCCUUUCCAACACCCCGGCCCGGCUACUCACGGGCUCCCACCUCAGCCACUUGAAGAAGUUGUGCCCGAUGCUCUUCACGGGAGAGAACAGCACCUACGCCUGCUGCUCCCUGGGCCAGUUGCAAUUCCUGGAGCAGAGCUUGAUGCCGCUCUGGUCCAUGCUGUCUCGCUGCCCAGCCUGCACAGAGAACUUUUCCAACAUCCACUGCCAGAACAUCUGCAGCCCAAACCAGAGCCAGUUCAUCAACAUCACCCGGGACUUCACCCGGGACUUCAACGGCACCUUCAUGAACGUUUCGGUGAGGGGCGUGUUGGAGUUUCAGUCUUUCUACAGCCAGCAGUUUGCCGAGGAAGUCUUCCGGUCGUGCAAGGGAGUCAGGAUACCAGCCACUGGGGGCUACGUCAUGGAUGUCAUGUGUGGCAAGUACGGGAAGGCUGCGUGCAACGCUCAGCGCUGGCUAGACUUCCAAGGCGACACGAGCAACGGGUUGGCCCCCUUGGCCAUCUCCUUUCAGCUGAAACCAGGGGACUGGGCAGCUGAGGAGACGGGCAUUUUGCCCCUCAACAAAACAGUCUGGAAGUGCAGCGAGGCUGUCCAUAGUAGCCCAAAGUGCUCCUGUCCGGACUGUGAACAGUCGUGUCCGGCCAUCCAGCUUCCCUCUUCCGAAUACCAGCCCUUCAAAGUGGGCAGCAUGGACGGGGUCCUCUUUGCCUCCAUCCUUCUCUUCGGGGUGGUUGCGCUGUCCUUUAUGUCCUUGCUGCUGUGGCAGAGGCGCUCCUCACCCGAGAAGCAGAAGGGCCGCAGCAAAGAGGACGCUGUGACUAAGUCGGCCACCUCUGAGAAGGUGAGCCAGGCCGUGUACGACUUCUUCGUGAAGGCCUUCAGCAGUUGGGGCACCCUGGUGGCCUCUAACCCCAUCAAAGUCGUCCUCCUUUCUCUAGCCAUUGUGGCAGGGCUUUCCAGCGGAAUGAUGUGGAUGGAACUGACCACAGACCCCCUGGAGCUCUGGGCCUCUCCCGACAGCCAGGCCCGGCAGGAGAAAGCGCUCUACGAGGAGCACUUUGGGCCCUUCUUCCGGACCAACCAAAUCAUCCUGACAGCCAAGAACCCCUCGAGCUACAUUUACGAUUCCAUUUUCUGGGGCCGGCAGAACUUCAGCGGGGUCUUCUCUCAAGCGGUGCUCUUGGACCUGCUGGACUUGCAGACGAGGCUGCAGGGCCUGAAGAUCUGGUCUGAAAAGCAUCAGAGGCAGGUCACCUUGCAGGACAUUUGCUACGCCCCUCUGAACCCCCGGAACGCCAGCCUCUCCGACUGUGCGGUCAACAGCCUUUUGCAGUUCUUCCAGAACAACCGAACGCUCCUGCACAGGACAGCCAACCAGACGGUGGGGAAGAAGAACGGCACAGUCGACUGGAGGGACCACUUCCUCUACUGCAUCCACUCUCCAGCCUCUUUCCAAGACACCACGGAGCUCAAGCUGAGCUGUAUGUCAGACUACGGAGCGCCCGUGUUCCCCUUCCUGGCUGUAGGAGGCUACUCAGGGUUGGCGUAUUCUGAAGCAGAAGCUCUCAUCCUCACCUUCUCCUUGAACAACUUUCUCUCCGGCGACCCACAUGCUGACUUUGUGCUCUUGUGGGAGGAGCGUUUCCUGGAGGUGGUCCAGGAAUUUCAGAAAAAUAACUCCGAGAAAUACGCCAUCGCCUACAUGGCGGAGCGCUCCCUGGAGGAUGAAGUCAGCCGAAGCACCUGGGAGGACCUCCCCAUCUUUGCCGUCAGCUACCUGGUCAUCUUCAUAUACAUCACGGUGGCCCUGGGAGAAUACUCCAGCUGCAGGAACAUCCUGGUGGAUGCCAAGCUGUCUCUUGCCCUGGGUGGCAUUUUGGUGGUCCUGGGGGCCGUGCUGUCAUCUUUGGGCUUCUACAGCUUCGUAGGGCUGCCCUCGUCCCUCAUCAUCAUUGAAGUGGUGCCCUUCCUGGUCCUGGCGGUUGGCGCUGAUAACAUCUUCAUCUUUGUGCUGGGACACCAGAAAUCCCAGCCAGAACCUGGGGAAACCCCAGAGCAGCACCUUGGACGCACUUUGGGCAGCGUGGCCCCCAGCAUGCUCCUGUGCAGCCUCUCUGAGGUCAUCUGCUUCUUCCUGGGGGCCCUGACACCCAUGCCUGCGGUCCAGACCUUUGCCCUCUCGGCAGCCCUGGCAGUCUUCUUCGUCUUUCUGCUCCAGAUGUCACUCUUUGUGGCAUUGAUGUCCCUGGAUAUUCGCAGGCAGAAGGCCUCUCGGGUGGAUCUCUGCUGCUGCCUCCGCGUGCCUGAAUGCGAGCCCGUGAAGCCACACGAUGGGCUUCUCCGUACAUUCAUGCGCAAGAUCUACACGCCAGCCUUGCUGGGCAGCAGCAUCGUCCGAGCUCUGGUGGUGCUGCUCUUCGUCCUGCUUUUCUGUGCUGGCAUCUACCUGACAUUCCACAUCGAUGUGGGGUUGGAGCAAGAACUGGCGGUGCCCAAGGACUCGUACAUGGUGACGUUCUUCCAGUUUUUCAACCGAUAUUUUAUGGUGGGCGCCCCAAUGUUCUUCGUUACCACUGGUGGCUACAACUACAACUCGGUGCCUGGAAUGAACAGCAUCUGUUCCAGUUCUGGGUGUAAUAAUAACUCCAUGACGCAGACGAUCCAAAUGGCCACCAAAUUCCCUGAGAAGUACUAUCUGGCCAUUCCAGCUACUUCCUGGGUAGAUGACUUCAUCGACUGGCUGAAUCCCAUAUCCAGAUGUUGCCGCAUUUACAAAUCUGGCCCUAACAAGGACAAGUUCUGCCCCUCGACCAGCGACUCCCUUGCCUGCACUUUCAACAAAUGCAUGGGCCGCGUCCAAGGCAUCCUCCGGCCCAACAGAGAAGAGUUCAACAAAUUCCUGCCCUGGUUCCUCCAAGACAUGCCCAACUUCAAGUGUCCCAAGGGGGGCCUCGGGGCUUAUGACACAUCGGUACGUCUGGGGUCCGAUGGGGAGAUCUUGGCAUCCCGGUUCAUGGCCUACCACACCCCGCUGAAGAACUCUCAGGAAAACACGGCAGCCUUGAAGGUGAUGCGGCAACUGGCGGCUAACAUUACGGCUACUUUGAGGGAAGUUCCCGGCACUGAUCCGAACUUCCAGGUCUUCCCUUACGCAAUCACCUACGUGUUUUAUGAGCAGUACCUGACCAUCACCACCGUUGGCCUCAUCAACCUGGCCCUGUGCCUGGUGCCCACCUUCGCCGUCUGCUACAUCCUGCUGGGGCUGGACCUGCGCUCGGCCUUCAUCAACCUGCUCACCAUCAUCAUGAUCAUUGUGGACACCGUGGGGGCCAUGAACCUUUGGGGAAUCUCCUACAAUGCCGUCUCCCUCAUCAACUUGGUCACAGCCGUGGGCAUCUCUGUGGAAUUUGUCUCUCACAUCACCCUCUCCUUCGCUAUGAGCAAACAACCAACCAAAGUAGAACGCUCCCGAGAAGCCACAAUCAACAUGGGAAGCGCGGUGUUUGCUGGUGUGGCAAUGACCAACUUGCCAGGCAUCGUGGUCCUGGCAUUUGCCAAGGCUCAAGUAAUCCAGGUCUUCUUCUUCCGCCUGAACCUCAUCAUCACCCUCUUAGGGAUGCUGCACGGCCUGGUGUUUCUGCCUGUCAUCCUCAGCUACUUCGGGCCUUCGGUCCGUCAAGGGACGCCGGAGCUACAGCCGAGAACGGAGACCCCCUCCGUCCCUUUGGAAGGCAAAGGAGCUCCUAGCAAGGACCAGACCUCUCCAAAUAACCACAGCCAAGAUCCAGCCCCAAGCCCCGAACCGAACAAGACGGGGCUCUAGAAGUCUCCAGGCCUGUCUGCAGGGCAGAAACUUUGGCCAGCAGCUGGCCCGGUCGGUAGCCAGCCUGAGCAGAAUGGAGCCGGGGCGGUCAGGAGAAGACAACGGGUCUCCUUGCUUUCCGUUGCAACACACGUGGAGCUGGCUUCACACAUCGCGCUAAGCCACUGGACAACUUAUUUGUGGCUUAGAAGGCUGUGUUAAUCCUAGCCAGUUGUGCCACUUCCACCAACAAAUCCUGGUUAAAGCAAGUUGGUGAGAUGUGAUGCAGCUGGCCACGAGUACACACAUCGUGCUAAGUCAUUGUUUAAAAACAGACUGCUUAAUAAAGCUGCAACUCGUUGGGCUCACAUGACAUGCUAAGCCACAUCUGUGUGUGCAAGUGUGUGUGUGUGUGUGUGUGUGCGUGCAUGCCCUGUCGAGGAAGCCUCGACUCCCGGUGACUGCUUCUUCCUCCUCGGACUGAGAGAGAAGCCGCCCUAGCCGGCUUCAUGCC